AUGGAGGACCUUCGCCAAUGGAAAUACUUUCUCCUCUGCCGGCAUUGCAAAAGAGCUACGCGCGGCCGUUCUCAGCGCCGUUUGAGCCUCUUCGACCCAAGCUGGUCCUUGCAGCACUUCGUCUCCCAUAGUGAAGACGUGCUACCUGCGCUGGAAAGCCGAGGGAAAGCGGCCAACCAGGCAAAUGCGAAGACUUGGAUGGCUCGUGCAGAAGAGCAGAGCUCGAGAUCACUUUACCAAGCUUGCAUAGCCCGGGAGUUGAGUACAAAGAACACGCAUCUCGAUGUUUGGUGGACACAUGUUCUGGCACCAAGAUUGCUUCUUUUCAUGCACAGAACAGAUCUGGCCGAUGAACUCCUACAGUACAUGGUCAAACAAGGCGCCUUCAAAGUACGAUCUCUUGUCCCGGCUCACCUACUCCGUGAGACUGGCCCAGUGCGUGGAAAUAGGCAGCACGAGCAGAUGGCGUCGUCCGGUUCCGCGAAUCUGCGAAGCAAAAAAGGUCUUGAUGCAGGCACCCCGCCUCUCGAUCGGAGCAAAGUGGAAGGGCCGGCGGAGAGUUUCAGACCUGAAGGGAAGCAUGACGAUGAGGAAGACAGAUUGCUCGGUCUGUUUGUUGAAGUCUCUCGCUUAUCGGUACAGCUCACGACUCGCAUGGCAGACAUGGAUGAGCUGAAGUCCGUAUACUUGGGCCCAUCGAAGGAGUCACGUGCAGCCAGCGCCAUACUCGAGAGUCAGCAGGGACGUCUGAUGACAGAGGGUCCGUUAUCGUCGGAACAAGAUAUGGCGAACGGACGCAGAGGCCAGAAUGUGCCGAUCUGGAGAGUAGAUCCAUGGAAGAAACCGUGGCAGGCCAAAGGAUGGAGCAAUGGAUUUCGACCAGACCAGAAGCCCAAGAACACUACUGCUGCAAGUCGCAAGAUCGAGCUGCGAGAUAUCAUAGCAAGCAUGGGAUGA
Cercospora beticola is the source of this 957-nucleotide messenger RNA. RefSeq lists its product as uncharacterized. Lineage: Eukaryota; Fungi; Ascomycota; Dothideomycetes; Mycosphaerellales; Mycosphaerellaceae. The record is from RefSeq and is a predicted model, not a curated record.